AUGGCCACCCAGUGGAUCGACUGGUCCAAGACCACCCGCUCCAAGAACUACCGCGGCUCCAACUCCUUUGCCACGUUCAUGAUCAUUGGCCCCGUCUGCUUCUUCCUCGGCAUCCUGUUUGCCUUCUUCCCCUACGACUUCCCCCUGCUCUGGACGUCGGCCCCCGUCCCGCCCGCCUACUACGACCAGCUCGAGAUCCACCUCAAGUUCAUCCACCAGAGCCCGCCCUUUAUCGCGCGCCUCCUGUCCAUGGUCAUUUCCGUCGGCUUCUUUGGCUUCUUCAUCAAGCUCUUCCGCCCCUCCGAGGCCAACGUCCUCUUUGACGGCGCCUCCCUCGUCCUCUACCUCAUCGGCACCGGCAUCUACAUCUCCAACAUCGUCCAGGGCCUGCGCACCGUCUCCGCCGACAUCUGGGACGACCCGGCCGCCUUUGCCCACUCGGGCCCCCUCUCCGGCGACGUCGUCCUCGGCCGCGAGGACUCCCUCAAGGUCCUCUCCGCCUCCAACACCAUCCUGGCCGUCGUCCUCGUCGGCGUCCUCAUCCUGCAGGCCGGCCAGUGGUACGCCGAGCGCCGCGAGGCCGACGACUACGAGGAGCAGGACCGCAAGGACGCCGAGGACGCCGCCGCCGCCGCUGCCGCCGCCGCCCCGAACAGCCCGACCUCGGCGAGCACCAAGAAGAAGCAGUAG
Molecule: messenger RNA, 690 nt
Organism: Sporothrix brasiliensis 5110
Lineage: Eukaryota; Fungi; Ascomycota; Sordariomycetes; Ophiostomatales; Ophiostomataceae
Exons: 2
Coding region: 1-690 (229 amino acids)
Biological process (GO): endoplasmic reticulum to Golgi vesicle-mediated transport
Cellular component (GO): endoplasmic reticulum membrane
Source: RefSeq, a predicted model, not a curated record